AUGGCGUCUGUAUCGCCACCUAAGCCGUGGGAGAGGGCUGCCGCUGGGGCAGGAACUGCAUUACCUACCUCCGCUCCCAGUACCUCCACCAUGACUUCUACACCCACAGCGGCGCCCGCCGCCGCAACCAUAACUGGAUCUUCACCCUCAACAUCAACCAACUCUACCACACCUAGCCUCCCCUCUCGACCCGACACUCUCAACGCAGUCGUCAACCGGACAGCAUCUACAUACUCCCCUUACGGUGCCAACAGAUUCGGCGCAAGUCCCUACAGCACAUAUGGCGGGUACGGCGCCUACUCAUCACCAUAUUCACGCUUCGGCUCAAUGUACGGUGGCAUGGGAGGUUAUGGCGGCAUGUACGGCGGUAUGGGCGGGAUGUAUCCAGGGAUGCCUGGCGAUCCCAAUGAUCCGAAUAGUUUGACCAAUUCGUUCAGCCAAAGUACCGCCGCUACGUUUCAGAUGAUUGAGAGUAUCGUGGGUGCUUUUGGCGGGUUUGCGCAAAUGCUGGAGAGUACUUAUAUGGCUACACAUAGUUCGUUUUUUGCGAUGGUAUCUGUGGCCGAACAAUUCGGCAACCUCCGUAAUACAUUAGGCUCCGUGCUGGGCAUCUUCACAUUGAUACGAUGGUUCAGAACAUUAAUGGCGAAACUAACCGGCCGUCCACUACCAGCUGAUGCGACAGCGCUUACUCCAUCUGCAUUUUCUGCGUUUUUAAACGGUCGAUCUGCGCCAGCCACAUUACCGGAUGGCGGCCCUGCUCCUGCUCGACCUUCCCGCAAGCCAUUUUUUAUGUUCAUUCUCGCUGUCUUUGGUUUGCCUUACUUAAUGGGCAAACUUAUCCGUUCUCUGGCUCGUUCCCAGGAAGAGGAAGCCCGUCGCCAGCAAGCGGUCAUGGGCGCCAAUGGAGAAUUACAAAACGCACCUCUCGAUCCCUCAAAACUAGACUUUUGCCGCGUGUUAUAUGAUUAUACCCCUGACGCCCAGAACACAGCCGGAAUCGACCUCGCCGUGAAGAAGGGUGACAUAGUCGCCGUCAUCAGCAAAUCAGACCCAAUGGGCAAUCCUUCUGAAUGGUGGCGAUGCCGUGCCCGCGACGGCGGCGUGGGUUACUUACCCAGUCCAUAUCUUGAAACUAUCCAACGACGACCGGCACAAGCCGCCAUCACCGCAGGCCCUGCCGCCAGCGCUCCAGGAAGUCGUACCAGCACAAUGACCAAAGGCGACAGCGGCCUUGCCCAGGAUACUAAACCAGUGUUAUCUGGUAAGAUGGGAGAUAUCGCUGCCGAGAGUUUCCAAAAGAGCGCUUUUAAUAGUUCAUAA
Talaromyces marneffei is the source of this 1323-nucleotide messenger RNA. RefSeq lists its product as uncharacterized. The transcript is spliced from 3 exons. Lineage: Eukaryota; Fungi; Ascomycota; Eurotiomycetes; Eurotiales; Trichocomaceae. Gene Ontology annotation, cellular component: peroxisome; peroxisomal importomer complex; peroxisomal membrane. Gene Ontology annotation, biological process: protein import into peroxisome matrix, docking. Gene Ontology annotation, molecular function: protein binding. Bases 1 to 1323 code for a protein of 440 amino acids. The record is from RefSeq and is a predicted model, not a curated record.